Molecule: messenger RNA, 1323 nt
Organism: Colletotrichum chrysophilum
Lineage: Eukaryota; Fungi; Ascomycota; Sordariomycetes; Glomerellales; Glomerellaceae
Exons: 3
Coding region: 1-1323 (440 amino acids)
Biological process (GO): transmembrane transport
Molecular function (GO): transmembrane transporter activity
Source: RefSeq, a predicted model, not a curated record
AUGUCGCGUUCUUCGACAAUUUACGACGGCCAAUAUGUCGUCGAGCUGGGCCUUGGACCGCAUGCCAGCUCGGAAGAGACGCUUGCGCCCAAAGGCGUUCAUCCUCGAUCGUGGGGACGCGCUCGAAAGACGUGGGACACGAGCUUGAUUGUGUUCCUCGAGUUCUUCACAUAUCUCAUCGGCCAAACCAUCGGUGGAGCUGUCUUUCCCCCCUUCUCGGAGUCUUUCGGCCGCAAGAAGCUCUACGUCAUCAGUACCGUCUUCUACAGCUUGUUCUGCAUCCUGAUCGGAAAGGUUCCUACCAUUGCCGGGAUCGUUGUCGGCCGUUUCGGCAGCGGGUUUCUUUCUGCCAUCCCGACGGUGAUUGCGACUGGAAGUAUUGAGGACUUAUGGGAUACACACGCGCGAGUGUGGUGGAUGUUUUGGUGGGCGUUGUUGGCCAACCUUGGUAUCCUGGCGGGACCUGUCUUCGGAGAGCUGAUUACGGCGCAGGCUGCUUGGCAAUGGGUGUUCUAUGCCGCAGCAAUCGUGACAGCUGUCGUGGCAAUUCUCUUUCUCACUAUCAACGAGUCGCGCCCGUCGGUGGUGCUGGGUCACGCGAUGGCGAAGGAUGAUGCCGAAAGCAAGGGCAGCAAGUGGCACAUCCCGCUGAGCUACGAAAAGUUCGACAUCGUCCGACCUCUUCGGCUGCUAUUCACCGAGCCGAUCGUGUUCUUGGUGGCUUUCAUCAGCGCCAUUGCGUUCGGCCUCAUCUACCUUUUCACGGAGGUAUUACCAAUGGUCUACGAAGAACUAGGUUUCACCGACGGCUGGAAGAACAUACCCUUCCUUGCUCUAGUCAUUGGUAUGCUUCUCAGCGUGCUUACCAGAUUUUACGACCGCCACGUGCUGGCCAACGCGAAACUGCCCGUCUCCCCUGAGUCGAAGUUUACCGGAUACCUCAUCGGAGCCCCGGCACUGGCCAUCGGUCUCUGGUGGUUCGCGUGGACAAUCCCUCCGUACGCAUCUAUCCACUGGAUAGUCCCAACCCUGGCCCUCGUGCCGGUUGGGUAUGCGGUCAACGAGUUUGACCACGUCUUGGCCGGGUACCUAUCCGACUGCUACGAAACAUAUACGGCUAGCAGCUUCGCCGCGUUGGCGCUCACUCGGUCUCUGUUCUGCGCAUCAUUCCCGCUCUUUGGCCGUAUUCUGUUUGAUGCGCUCGACUUUAACAGAGCUUCAUCUUUGUUUGCCGCGUUAGCUACGGGUCUUUGCAUCGUACCGCCGAUGCUGGUACGGUAUGGUGCCUGGUUGAGAGGACGGAGCAAGUACGCGCAUAAGUGA